AUUAUAAACUUCCUGGUUCUGGUGCUUAGCAUUCAGAAAUCGGACCCGAAUCACAUUGAGAAAGAGAGGAAAACGAAGUAAGCUCAACGAGUUCGGAAGAGAGGGAAGCAAGUGAUGGAUGGGAGAGGUGGGUGCUGUAUUGGGAUAGCGAGGUACGGCGGUGGAUUUUAUCAUGAUACGUCCAAGGUGGAUAGGAUAAUGCUCAGGUUCCGGCCGAUUGCGCCGAAACCUGCCGUUGGGGGCUCAGAUCACGGUAGUUCCUCUUCGGAGAAAGCAGACGUGCGCGUCAAAAGUGGGAGAGGAAAAAGAAGGUACGUGAGAGAUAAUAAUAAUACUCUUAAUAGUAAGAGGUGCAAUAGGAAGAGAAAGGCUUCGCCGGAAGAGAGGGUAGUUACUUUGCCUUUGUUGCCGGAGGCCCCUGACCGGAAGGAUUUACCGGAGAGGGAGUCUCCAGUUGAGAACCAUGACCGAACGGUGCUGACGAAGGAAGCGUGGAAAGUGCCCAUGUGGCUCAGCUUUGACGGGAAUUAUAAGGUGGGCAAUGGGUUAGAUCGGUUCAGUGGGUUAUCAGAUCGGAAAGCAGUGGUGUCUCCGGAGGUGGAAGAGGUUGGUUCUUGCGUGAUAGUGGAGUGCGUGACCGACACGUGGGUGGAUGGUGGUGGCCUGGGGGAAACGGAUGCGGAGAGGAUGACAACUCUGGGGAGGGACACAUGUCCGGGGUUCGUAUCAGACGAUCUGCGUAGGGUGACGUGGACGAAUGCGGCAUACAGGAGGAUGGUGGAGCUGGGGUCAGAUGCUGCAGAUCAUCAGGAGUUGAGGCCUUGUCUGGUGAUGAAGGACGAGAGUGUGAUCAAGAGGCUAAACUAUCCGGCGUUCAGUUGCAGGGUGAGGCUGGUUCAGUACUACACAUGUGGGAAGGAGAGAAGCUCUCUGACACUUCCCUGUGAUGUGUGGAGAAUGGACGGUGGUGGAUUUGCAUGGAGGCUGGACGUCAAGGCUGCGCUCAGUCUGGGCCGGUGAUUAGAAAUACAUAAAAGCCAAGCCAUGCCAAACCAAUAUUAUAUUUAUUGUAUCCCUGUGAUUAUCAUCACUGCGUGUUUAUUAUGUUUUCUGGUCCAUACGUACGUACAUGAAUGGAUUAGAUGGCAUAAGUUGUAUGCAUAACAACUAAGCUUUGGUACCUUACGUACUUUCAUAAUUGUAAAUACUUUAAUUUUGGCCGAUC
Messenger RNA from Carya illinoinensis, 1225 nucleotides. RefSeq lists its product as uncharacterized. The record is from RefSeq and is a predicted model, not a curated record. Bases 115 to 1020 code for a protein of 301 amino acids. The transcript has a single exon. NCBI's taxonomy places the organism in Eukaryota, Viridiplantae, Streptophyta, Magnoliopsida, Fagales, Juglandaceae.